This is a messenger RNA of Phoenix dactylifera (date palm), 1991 nucleotides long. The record is from RefSeq and is a predicted model, not a curated record. NCBI's taxonomy places the organism in Eukaryota, Viridiplantae, Streptophyta, Magnoliopsida, Arecales, Arecaceae.
CCCGCCCCACUUCUCCCACUCUUUAAAAGCCCCCCCAUCCACCCUUCCACCUCUCCGUCCCUCUUCCCCAUUCUGAACGUCUCACAACGGUAACAAUAAUGGCGGAAAAAAUCCACUUCCUUUUGCUCCUCUUUUUCCUCACACUACUCUCCGCCUCCCCUGUUCUUUCCCGGAGUUUCUCAACGCGGAGCACCGGAUCCGCCCCCACCACCGCCACCUUCGACGUCUCCGCCUCACUCGACCAGGCUCUCCGCGUCCUCUCCUUCGACCCCCACCAAGCCCUCGACCAAGAGGCGAAGUCCGUCCGCGCCACAUCUGGUGGCCUCACCCUUGAGCUACAUUCCCGAGACUUCCUCCCCACCAACGCCCAGCCCCGCCCAACCGACUACAAAGCCCUAACCCUCGACCGCCUCCGCCGCGACUCCACCCGGGUGAAAUCCAUCGCCGCCCGGCUCGCCCUCGCCGCCCACGGCGUCAAACGCUCAGAUCUGAAGCCUGUGACGGAGGAGGAGGAGUUCGAAGCGUCGGCGGAGGCCAUCCGGGGCCCCAUCGUCUCCGGGACCAGCCAGGGCAGCGGCGAGUACUUCUCUAGAGUCGGGAUAGGGAGCCCUCCGAAGCCCUUGUAUAUGGUGCUGGACACCGGGAGCGACGUCACCUGGGCUCAAUGCCAGCCCUGCGCCGAUUGCUACCAGCAAUCCGACCCCGUCUUCGACCCCUCCGCUUCCUCCUCCUACACCCCCCUCCCUUGCGACUCGCCCCGUUGCCGCGCCCUCGACGUCUCCGCCUGCCGCAACUCCUCCGGCGGCAAAGGAGGCUCAUCGUGCCUCUACCAGGUCUCCUACGGCGACGGGUCCUACACCGUCGGGGAUUUCGCGACGGAGACGGUGACCCUCGGCUACUCCGCCCCUGUCGCCGGCGUCGCCCUUGGCUGUGGCCACGACAACGAGGGCCUCUUCGUCGGCGCCGCGGGGCUCCUCGCCCUUGGCGGUGGGCCCCUCUCGUUCCCCUCCCAGAUCUCCGCCCGUUCCUUCUCCUACUGCCUCGUCGACCGCGACUCCCCGGCGAGCUCCACCCUCGAGCUCGGCGGCGCCGCCGCCGCCUCCGGCCCGGCAGUGGCCGCGCCGCUCCUCCACAACCGGAAGCUGGAUACCUUCUACUACGUGGGUCUCUCUGGCAUCAGCGUCGGCGGGAAAAUGCUGUCGAUCCCGCCGUCGUCGUUCGCCAUGGACGAGAGCGGGAGCGGCGGUGUGAUCGUGGACUCCGGGACGGCGGUGACGCGGCUCCAAGCGGAGGCGUACGGGGCGCUGCGGGACGCGUUCCGGCGGGAGACGUCGGGGCUGCCGUCGGCGGAGGGGAUGUCGCUGUUCGACACGUGCUACGACCUCUCGUCGCGGAGCAGCGUGGAGGUGCCGACUGUGGCGUUCCACUUUCCGGAAGGGCGGGAGCUCCGGCUGCCGGCAAAGAACUACCUCAUCCCGGUUGACGGCGGUGGCACCUACUGCCUGGCCUUUGCGCCGACUACGGCACCGCUGUCUAUCAUCGGGAACGUCCAGCAGCAGGGGACACGUGUCAGUUUCGAUCUCGACAAAUCGGUGUUGGGGUUCACCCCCAAUAACUGCUAGGCGUCCCCUUCUCUCUUUUAACCACUCUCUCUGUGCUCCUUUUUAUAUAUAUAUUUUAUUUUUAUCUUUUUCAUUUAGGCUGUUCUACUCUUUUACCGUCGAUGCCGUGUCGAUGGGUGCUGGUACACUGUAACGAAAGCGCCUUAAUCGGACGGUUUGCUGCUAUAAGGCAUGGGGAAUGGGAUCAGGGGAUGUGGUCGCUGUGGGUGGUGGGCAGCUGGGGUUGGUGGUGAUUUUAACCAAGUGGCCUAUUGUGAGCUUGUUGCUAAAUAGCGUCCGGAAAUCAUCAUGUAUAGUAAUCCAUCCACAUUUUGUAAGAUUGGAUCUCAGCCGUUGUUCAAUGAUGUCGCUCUGUUUGUGGGCCUGGAA